UUCCGAGAGUAUCUUCUUGUUCUGAGACUACAGUUCCCAGCUUGCCCAGGGUCACUGCGCCCAGAACCGCCGUCCCAGCGCCUUUCCUCCUCGGAUGUCAGGCCCCCCCAAAAUGGCGAGUGAAGCUGCUGGGACGCACUGAAGAGCGGAGGCGAGCGUGCAGAGCCCCCGCGGCCCUUACACUCCGGCGCCUGAGUGGGCCCUGCCAUAGGGAACAUGCACUUUUCCAUUCCUGAAACCGAGUCCCGCAGCGGGGACAGCGGCGGCUCCGCUUACGUGGCCUAUAACAUUCACGUGAAUGGAGUCCUGCACUGUCGGGUUCGCUACAGCCAGCUUCUGGGGCUGCACGAGCAGCUUCGGAAGGAGUAUGGGGCAAAUGUGCUUCCUGCAUUCCCCCCAAAGAAGCUUUUCUCUCUGACACCUGCAGAGGUAGAACAGAGGAGAGAGCAGCUAGAGAAGUACAUGCAAGCUGUUCGGCAAGACCCAUUGCUUGGGAGCAGUGAGACUUUCAAUAGUUUCCUGCGUCGGGCACAGCAGGAGACACAGCAGGUCCCCACGGAGGAGGUCUCCUUGGAAGUGCUGCUCAGCAAUGGGCAGAAAGUGUUGAUCAAUGUGCUAACUUCAGAUCAGACUGAGGACGUCCUGGAGGCUGUGGCUGCAAAGCUGGAUCUUCCAGAUGACUUAAUCGGAUACUUUAGUCUCUUCCUUGUUAGAGAAAAAGAGGAUGGAGCCUUUUCUUUUGUACGGAAGUUGCAGGAGUUUGAGCUGCCUUAUGUGUCUGUUACCAGUCUUCGGAGUCAAGAGUAUAAGAUUGUGCUAAGGAAGAGUUAUUGGGACUCUGCCUAUGACGACGAUGUCAUGGAGAACCGGGUUGGCCUGAACCUGCUUUAUGCUCAGACGGUGUCAGAUAUUGAGCGUGGGUGGAUCCUGGUCACUAAAGAGCAGCACCGGCAGCUCAAAUCUCUACAGGAGAAGGUCUCCAAGAAGGAGUUCCUACGGCUGGCCCAAACUCUGCGCCACUACGGCUACCUGCGCUUUGAUGCUUGUGUGGCUGACUUCCCAGAGAAGGAUUGUCCUGUGGUAGUGAGCGCAGGCAACAGUGAGCUCAGCCUCCAGCUCCGCCUGCCUGGCCAGCAGCUUCGCGAAGGCUCCUUCCGGGUGACCCGCAUGCGAUGUUGGCGGGUUACCUCUUCUGUGCCACUGCCCAGCGGAAGCACAAAUAGCCCAGCCCGGGCCCGGGGUGAAGUACGCCUGGAACUGGCUUUUGAAUACCUCAUGAGCAAGGACCGGCUACAGUGGGUCACCAUCACCAGCCCCCAGGCUAUCAUGAUGAGCAUCUGUUUGCAGUCCAUGGUAGAUGAACUGAUGGUGAAGAAAUCAGGGGGCAGUAUAAGGAAGAUGCUGCGCCGGCGGGUGGCGGGCACCCUGAGACGCUCAGACAGCCAGCAGGCAGUGAAGUCUCCACCAUUGCUUGAGUCACCUGAUGCCAGCCGGGAGUCCGUGGCCAAACUCUCAAGUAAGCUGAGUGCUGUGAGCUUGCGGGGGAUUGGCAGUCCCAGCACAGAUGCAAGUGCCAGUGAUGUCCAUGGCAAUUUUGCCUUCGAGGGCAUUGGAGAUGAGGAUCUGUAAUCCCCACUGCUUGGAUGUGUGCCCUCUACCCCAAAGGAAUUUACAGAAACUUGCCCUGUGCCUGUGCCACACCCCCCCGCCAAGCUAGGGAGUUUUCCUUCUCCCUUCUUACCCCACUUUUCUCCUUUUGGCCAGGGGCCUCCUAACCCACCUCCCUUCCCCUUUGGGCUGGCUGAACAAAGAAUCAUCCCCUUUUUUUCACAGCUAGCCCUCAAUGCCAAAUUAACAUUUAGUAUUUUGCACAAAGUCUAAGGGACCAUGGGUACCUGCCUUGGGGAGGAACCACAGCUUCCCCUUGGGCUGCUUCUGGCUUCUUGGGGCCAUGGGCAAGGGGAUGGGCAGGUCUGUGUAUGGUCUGGCCCAGUUCCCCAUCAUUAAACUCAGCCUGACUGCU
Molecule: messenger RNA, 2023 nt
Organism: Fukomys damarensis (Damara mole-rat)
Lineage: Eukaryota; Metazoa; Chordata; Mammalia; Rodentia; Bathyergidae
Gene: Snx17
Product: sorting nexin 17
Exons: 15
Coding region: 217-1629 (470 amino acids)
Biological process (GO): intracellular protein transport; signal transduction
Cellular component (GO): early endosome
Molecular function (GO): phosphatidylinositol binding
Source: RefSeq, a predicted model, not a curated record